AUGGCCGACACGGAAUCAGCCCCAGCGCAGUACAAGCAACCCAGCCGUAAAGGCAAGAAGGCGUGGCGCAAAAAUGUAGAUGUCACAGAGAUUCAGAGUGGACUGGAAGAUGUGCGGGACCAGAUCAUCACUGGUGGUGUCAUUGCAGAAAAGCCAUCUGACCAACUCUUCGCCGUCGACACAAUAGGCUCGGCCGACAUCCAAAAGGCCACCGCCCGUCGCCACAAGCCACUCAAAGUUGACCAGAUCCUCGCCCAACGCUCCGCCGUCCCCGCCGUCCCUUCGCGGAAACGUCUCUCCGAAAUAGCCGAUGACGGCAAACGCAAGAAGUCCAAGGUCUCAGGUAAAGAAUUCGAUCGGCUGCGUGCUAUCGCCUAUGGCGGCGAUCAGACCAAAAAGGACAUUGUACAGACGGGCAACACCGCCGACUACGAUCCAUGGGCCGUGCAGGAGGUCAAGAAAGACCCACGUUUCACCUUUCUCAAGGAGAAGAAGGCCAAAGUCGCGCCCGUCACCCUAAAGCAUGCGCCCAUCUCCCAAGCCAAGUCUGGCAAGCCCAUUCCCUCUGUCCGCAAACCCGCUGGCGGCAAAUCCUACAACCCCAAAUUCGAAGACUGGCAAAACGAACUCAUGCGCGAAUCCGACAAGGCUGUCGAAGCCGAGAAGAAGCGUCUGCAGGAAGCCCGCGAAGAAGCCGAACGCAUGGAGCGUGCGGCUGUAGAGUCCGAGGAUGAUUCGGGCGAAGAAAGUGUAUGGGAAAGCGAGUGGGAAGGCUUCAGUGGCGACGAAGAGGAGAAGUUGAAGGUGAAGCGACCGGAGAGGAAGAGUCUGUCACAGCGGAAUAAGAUCAAGAGGAGAAAGGAGGCGGAGCGGAAAGCAAUCCACGAAAAGAAGAUGAAGGCCAAGGAACAACAAGUACAGGAGAUCAAGAAACUCGCGAAGAGUGUCGAGGCCAAAGAGAAGGCGCGCGACGCUGUGCGCAAGGCCCUCGAGGACAAGGUCAACGAAGUCGUAUCCGAAGACGAGGGUGGUGAAAUCGAGCUCCGCAAAAAGCAAUUUGGAAAGGCUCCCAUCCCCGAAGCCCCGCUCGAAGUCGUCCUCCCAGACGAACUCCGCGACUCCCUCCGCCUCCUCAAACCAGAAGGCAAUCUCCUCAAAGACCGCUUCUACACCAUGAUGCUGCAGGGCAAAGUCGAAGCUAGACGCCAGAUUCCUUAUGCUAAGCAGAGAAAGUACACGGUUUCUGAAAAGUGGAGUUAUAAGGAUUGGCAGUUACCCAAGGCUACCUAA
Messenger RNA from Plenodomus lingam JN3, 1290 nucleotides. RefSeq lists its product as uncharacterized. Gene Ontology annotation, cellular component: nucleolus. Gene Ontology annotation, molecular function: 5S rRNA binding. The record is from RefSeq and is a predicted model, not a curated record. Lineage: Eukaryota; Fungi; Ascomycota; Dothideomycetes; Pleosporales; Leptosphaeriaceae. Gene Ontology annotation, biological process: ribosomal large subunit assembly; rRNA processing.